Branchiostoma belcheri (Belcher's lancelet) is the source of this 406-nucleotide messenger RNA. Its product is annotated as NADH dehydrogenase [ubiquinone] 1 alpha subcomplex subunit 7-like. The transcript is spliced from 4 exons. Lineage: Eukaryota; Metazoa; Chordata; Leptocardii; Amphioxiformes; Branchiostomatidae. Gene Ontology annotation, cellular component: mitochondrial inner membrane. The coding region runs from base 53 to 385 and encodes 110 amino acids. Gene Ontology annotation, biological process: ATP synthesis coupled electron transport; mitochondrial electron transport, NADH to ubiquinone. The record is from RefSeq and is a predicted model, not a curated record.
UGUCUUUGUUAUGAUGCAUUAGCGGUUUGUCCCUAACAUUGUACCGUCCAAGAUGGCGACUGCCAGCCCGUUCAUCAAUUCGCUGAGAAAUUUGCUCGCUGGGGGGUCCCGAAAGAUGCAGUUGCGAUAUGCUGAGGACGUGGCCACCAGAUCGCCCCCUCCAGUCAAGCUCCCAGAAGGCAUUAGCCACAAACUGUCAGAUAACUACUACCUGAGCAGGGACGGGCGGCGGCUGGUGGCUCCACCUGAGGUGGUGUACGGGCAGAGGAAACUCAUCGCUCAUGGAGAAAGUGCAGAACAAGCUGCUCCACCGAAAGCAAAGAGACCUCCCAUUCCUGGGGACGGACUGUCCUAUGUGUGGAAGGAGAUGCCACCGCUGCAGUAAACACAAACAAACAAACAAACA